Molecule: messenger RNA, 2767 nt
Organism: Raphanus sativus (radish)
Lineage: Eukaryota; Viridiplantae; Streptophyta; Magnoliopsida; Brassicales; Brassicaceae
Product: cell division control protein 48 homolog C-like
Exons: 10
Coding region: 270-2573 (767 amino acids)
Biological process (GO): ribosome biogenesis
Cellular component (GO): nucleus
Molecular function (GO): ATP binding; ATP hydrolysis activity; RNA binding
Source: RefSeq, a predicted model, not a curated record
GAUAGAACAACACGCAAUUUUGUAUAAACGCCGUCUGGGUUACCUGUUUCUCUGGACUCUUGACCUAGUAGACCGAAAAAGAGAAGACUGAUCACUCGUGUCUACUCAGAAGUUCGUUCCGUUUCCACUAUCGAUUUCAGUCAAACAGUUUUUGAAGUUCAAUAAAAAUACAGAGAAAAAAAAGAAUUCUCUCUUUGAACUUGCUCUCGAAUAGAAGAACUCGACUCUCAUCUUAUCUCAUAAAGGUUACGAAGAUUCAUAACUGACUGAUGGCAAUGAGGGGUCUUAGCGGAGGAAUUAAUAUGGGACGUCUGAGUCGAAUGAUGGAUUCUUGCAGCAAGGAUUUAACCACAGCUGAAGAUAUCGUUGAUCAUCUCCGCUCCACCACCCGUGAGUAUGAGAGGUCGAAAAAGAAUGCGCUUCUAAUCAACGUCAGAAAAAUCCUUAAAUCCAAGCGCCUCAAAGAAGAAGAAGAAGAAGAAGAAGAUGACAACAGUGGCGACCAGGGCAAGAGGAAGAAACAGAGGACAAACAAGGAGCGGCCAGUGUCUUCUUCUUCUUCUGAAGAAGACACUGGUGAAGUCUCCACUUCUGAGGACGCCGUAUACAGCGAGAAGUUGAGUCCGCCGCGGUUUGAUUUGACCAGUAACAGCGUAAGAGAUGGCUACGCUAAGCUGAACACCUCCUCCGAGAAACCAAUCAACAAAGUUGGUAGUAGCAGCAGCAGCAAGAUGACUACUACCAUGGGGUUGUUGAGAAAGGAGGCUAAGGUCUCUCGCUCCUCCGUGAGUGGGAGUACUGGUGAUGUCGAUUCGGAAGCUGUCGAGGGGAGUAACGGACCUACUUUUAAAGAUUUUGGUGGGAUAAACGAAGUGUUGGGUGAACUGAUGACUAAUGUUCUGUUCCCGCUUCUCAAUCCUCCACCGUUUAAGAAGAUGGGAGUGAAGCCGCCGAGCGGGAUCCUGUUCCACGGACCACCUGGCUGUGGAAAGACCAAGCUGGCUAAUGCUAUAGCCAAUGAAGCUGGUGUUCCCUUUUAUCAGAUCUCAGCCACCGAAGUGGUCUCUAGUGUUUUUGGUGGUUCUGAAGAGAACAUUAGAGAGCUCUUCUCUAAAGCAUAUAGGACUGCGCCUUCCAUUGUGUUUAUAGACGAGAUCGAUGCGAUUGGUUCAAAGAGGGAAAACCAGCAAAGGGAGGCGGAGAAGCGGAUCGUGACGCAGUUAUUGACUUGUAUGGAUGGGCCUCGUAACAAGGGCGAUGAUAAUAGUGCUGGUUACGUCGUUGUCAUUGGAGCUACUAAUAGGCCUGAUGCUCUUGAUCCUGCCCUGAGGAGAAGCGGGCGGUUUGAGUGUGAGAUUGCUCUGAGAGCUCCAGACGAAGAUGCUAGGGCUGAGAUACUCUCUGUUGUGGUCCGAAGACUUAGACUAGAAGGUUCCAUUGACUUGAGAAGGAUAGCUCGUUUGACGCCUGGUUUCGUCGGAGCUGAUUUGGAAGGUGUGGCUAACAUGGCUGGCAGAAUAGGCAUCAAGAGAGUUAUGGAUUCAAGACAAUGUCAACUCUCUGGGGAUGGGGAUGGGGAUGGCCUAGAUGAUAAAUCUUGGCUGAGGCAGCCCUGGUCGGAAGAGGAUUUGGAACAGCUCUUUGUCAGAAUGUCUGAUUUUGAGGAAGCAGUGAAGUUAGCUCAGGGAUCUUUAACUAGAGAAGGAUUCUCUAUCGUGCCUAAUGUCACGUGGGACGAUGUUGGUGGACUUGACCAUCUACGGCGUGAACUCAACAAAUACAUAGUCAGACCCAUCAAACAUCCUGAGGUUUACAAGGGUUUUGGAGAGAAGUUAGAGACAGGUUUCUUGCUCUAUGGACCACCGGGUUGUGGAAAGACUUUGAUUGCAAAGGCAGUUGCAAACGAGGCAGGAGUUAAUUUCAUAUACAUUAAGGGUCCAGAAAUUCUAAAUAAAUACGUUGGAGAAAGCGAGCUUGCUAUUCGGACGCUGUUUCAACGCGCCAGGACAUGCGCGCCAUGUAUUCUCUUCUUUGAUGAGAUGGAUGCUAUGACAACAAGUCGUGGCAGAGAAGGUUCAUGGGUCGUUGGAAGACUUUUGAACCAGUUUCUUACUGAGCUGGACGGUGGUGAAGAGAGGCGUGAUGUAUACGUAAUCGGAGCUACAAACAGGCCAGAUGUGAUUGAUGCAGCAUUACUGAGACCUGGUAGGUUUGGGAAUCGUGUGUACGUACCUCUUCCUACUGCAGAUGAGCGUGCUUCAAUUCUAAAAGCUAUCGGAAAGAAGAAACCCAUAGAUCCUAGUGUUGACCUGGAUGCCAUUGCAAAAAUGAACUGUGAUGGUUUCAGCGGAGCUGAUCUCGCUAACCUGAUGGACAAAGCUAUACACCUGGCAGUAGAGGAGAAAUUCAGGUCCAUUGAAUCGUCUGAAGGUGAUGGUGUUAUUGAUUCAAGUGAGUGUGUCAUCAAGGUGACUCAUAUUCAGCAAGCCGUCUCCUUGGUUUCGCCGUCUGUGAGCAAACAGCAAAUAAAACACUACGAGGAGCUACGAGAUAAGCUACAAAGAAGCGGAUGAAGAAACAACAUGGAACAAAUCACCCAUGGAAUCAUCUUUUGGCCUUGAGGAAUAAAAACAUCUCUAUCCCAUUUUUCCCAGGAGAUAGAUACUAUUUUUUUUUUUAAAUAUGUAAUCAGGUUUUCCAAGUUCAGACAUGUAAUGGUAGGAUCUAGGAUGGUCAAAUUUUGUUUCCAACAAGUGUUCUCAUCAGA